This is a messenger RNA of Drosophila willistoni, 1736 nucleotides long. Its product is annotated as synaptic vesicle glycoprotein 2B. Gene Ontology annotation, molecular function: transmembrane transporter activity. Gene Ontology annotation, cellular component: membrane. The record is from RefSeq and is a predicted model, not a curated record. The transcript has 9 exons. NCBI's taxonomy places the organism in Eukaryota, Metazoa, Arthropoda, Insecta, Diptera, Drosophilidae. Bases 102 to 1652 code for a protein of 516 amino acids. Gene Ontology annotation, biological process: transmembrane transport.
AAUUGUUUGUUGUACAGAAAACAUAGAACUUAUCGAAUUUGACAACAAAAUUGAAUGUUUAAUCUAAUAUUGAAAAGUUUUUUGGAUCAUUUUAUUUGUUUAUGGCUGAGGUGGAGGCGGCCGAUUUUGAAACAGCCAUCGCAGAAUGCGGUUUUGGACUCUUCAAUGUGUUCAUCCUGAUCUCAUCUGUGCCCUGCCUAACGGCGAUGGUAUUUUCUGCGGCCACACUGUCUUAUGUCAUGCCCUCAGCGGAGUGUGAUCUGAAAUUGUCUUUAUUGGAUAGAGGAAUGCUGAAUGCAGCUACCUAUGCUGGCAUGAUUUUCUCGGCCAUACCAUGGGGCUUCAUUGCUGAUACGAUGGGUCGUCGUGUGGUAUUGAUUUGUGGCGGUUGGCUUGAUGGUUUCUUUGUUCUUUGUGCCGCCUUUAGUCAGGACUUUUUGCAGCUAAUGGUGUUUAAAUUUAUCGAUGGUCUGAUAAUUUGUGGACCAUUUGCUGUGGUGGUCAGUUAUCUUGCUGAGUUUCAUGGUAAAAAACAUAGAGCGUACGUAAUGCUAUUUGUUGGUCUCAGUGUCUCUGUGGGAGCCAUGAUCUUACCCCUAAUGGCAUAUUGUCUCCUGCCGGUGCAUAUAUUUUUUAAUGUAGGCCAGUUGCAGUUUCAUACCUGGCAAAUAUUUAUUGCUAUCACUUCAUUGCCUAGCCUUUUGAGUGGCUUUUUGCAUAUGUUUCUUCCCGAAAGUCCCAAAUUUUUGAUGUCCCAAGGUAACUAUAACAAAGCUCUGAUAUCCUUACAGCGUAUUUAUGCGCUCAAUAACCGCAAAAGUCGUGAUAGCUAUCCGGUGAAGAAGCUGACCGAUGCCACACCAGAUCGCUCAGAUGUUAUAAAUAAUCCAAAUCCAAGAAGAUCGAGACAGGAACGAUAUAAGUUGGCAAAGAAAAAGUUUUGUGAUGGACUCAUGCAGCUAAGACCAAUGUGCUCUAGUCCAUUCUUGGGCUUAUCAAUUCAGGUGUACUGUCUUCACUUUUGUCAGAUUAUGUGUGUGAAUUCGGUUCGACUGUGGCUGCCUCAAAUUUUUGCCACCAUGCAUACAUUUCGGAUCAGAGGAAUGAAUGAUACCAGUAUGUGUGCAGUUAUGGAUCAUAAUACGCAUGGCAGGCCAAUUGACACGAAGUCGAUGGAGGAGGAAUGCGAUAUACAUCAGGAUCCGGAUAUGUAUAUAGAUAAUAUUGUUGUUGCUGCAGUGGGAUUGGCUGGUUUUAUCUUGAUUUUCCCCUUUUUGCGAAUAGCAAUAGUGGCCAACCACAUAUUGAAGGUAUUUCUUUUUCUAUCAACAUUCUUGGUUGGUGGUCUGUACUUCUCAAAGACCACGCUAACGACUCUGAUAUUAUCCUCGAUUUACCUGACUAUGAUGGGUGUUUGUGCUACGACAAUUAUCAGCAUGUCCGUUGUGAUAUUUCCCACAUUAAUGAGAACUAUGGUACUGUUGUUGAUCAUGACAUUCGGACGCCUGGGAUCCGUUGUUGGCAAUGUUUUACUGCCUAUAUUUAUGCAAAUCAGUUGCAUUGCUCCAUUUCUAUGGCUGUGUACUUUAAUGACAAUUGCAUUCACAAUUUCCCUGUUUUUAAAGGUGGACGUGCAGCAAUCACUAAAUUAGAUUUCAAAUAAAUUUAGGAUUAAAAAAAAUCAUCUGUUUAUAUUCUUUGUUGUAAUAUAAAUCUCAAAUCCUCAUAUUAAUCAA